CACGCGCUGAGUAUUAUGGGAUGUAACGAUGCUCGACCAGCAGGGCUUGUGAAACCGUAAACAACGGCCAAAAUAUACAUUGUUUUCUUACAAAGGAAUGGAGUUACAAAAUAUGGGGGAACGAGUAUUUGCUGCUGAACGUAUCGAGAAAAAGAGGACAUUGAGGGGCCGAACAGAAUUUUACAUCAAGUGGAAAGGUUGGUCGACAAAAUUUAAUACAUGGGAGCCAGAGGAAAAUAUCCUUGAUCAGCGAUUAAUACAAGCUUUUAAGUCGAGCUUAAAAGAAAAUGAUGGAAGGUGUCAUAAGAGGGGUCCAAAGCCAAAGAAACUUAAACUACAAGAAAGUCGACGUGAUUUGAGUGAUGAUGAGAGUGAUGGAAAUAAUGACGAUGAUGAUGAGGAUACGUCUAUCUUUGCUUCUGAUACCAACAGCAGCAGUAGUAACGACCACCACCACCAACAACACCAACACCAACAACACCAACCUGGUAAAGUUGGACGACCACCAAAAGAGAGAAAAAAUACCGACGAUAGUGGACCAUCAAAAUCCUCCGAUAAAAAGAGUGUCUUUAAAUAUGGAGGAGAGUGUUCUUAUUCCGGUCCUGGGUCAUCAGCAGCUUCCGCAGAUCCGCCACCAGUUCCAGUAAAACGUGGACCCGGAAGACCACCAAAAUAUCCGCGACCUCCAGGUUGGGUACCACCAGCAAAGAAAAACGCAGCUUUGAAAAAAGCCAGAAAAACGAAAGUAAAAUUGCUAAAAUCCGGUGAAGUGAAACCUAAAAAUCCGGUUGGGCGACCGCGCUUAAAGGAUAAAGAUAAGAAGAGGCCGAAACUUAAGGUCAAAGUUCCAAAAGAAAUUCGUAAAAAACAAAAUAAAACGAACUAUAUGAAAAACGGACACAAUAAAGUUCAAGCAAAUGGUGAAAACAGUCAAAUUAAUGAUAAACUAGCAGAUAGAAUUGAACAAAGUGAAAAAGCUUUUGCUAAAUAUGAUGAAAAACCCGUGGAACUGAAAAACUAUUGGUCACCGCCAGUUUCUGUGAAACCAGUGCUAGAUAAUGUAUUUAUAACCGACGUCACAUCCGAUUCAGAGACAAUAACCAUACGCGAAUGUUCAUCAGAUUCUGGAUUCUUUAAACCGCGGGAUACAAAAGAGUGAAUUCAGUUUCUGUGAAAAUUCCGUAUUAAGGAACCUGUUCGAAAAAUCACUCGAUUUCAUCGAUGACAUGUGUUUUUAAGAUGUCUUUGACAAACGUUUAAAGCUGGCCGUUAUAUCACAGGAUAUCGUCGACGUGGGGUCUUUUAGGAAGUUUUAACUGGGGCAAAUAAAGUGAAACGUGAAAGGACAGAGUUAAUACACGAAUGAUUGACAAUUGAACAGUGUAAAGGAAUGUAUAUACUAGAAGAUAAUUUAUUCUUCUAGAAAUUAUUAUAUCAUCACAAUUCGUUUUAAUACUUGACAUUUAAUAUACAUUACUGCCCAGACUUUACAAACAACUGUUUUUUUCUCUUUAAUUGAUUAUAUUAAUAGAAGUAUGAAGAAGUAUUAUAAAGACAUUAAUAAUGACAUUGUUUGUCUUAGUGUAUAUUAUGUGUGUACAUUAUGUAUCUGUAUAUAGAAAUUGAUGUAUACAAUAUUAAAAUGCUUUAAUGUACAGUAGUGUAAUACUGUCUGUUGCGUCUUGUUUGAACAUAUGUAUAUAAAACAACGAAAUAUAUAA
Messenger RNA from Patella vulgata (common limpet), 1721 nucleotides. Its product is annotated as polycomb group protein Pc. The coding region runs from base 98 to 1159 and encodes 353 amino acids. The record is from RefSeq and is a predicted model, not a curated record. NCBI's taxonomy places the organism in Eukaryota, Metazoa, Mollusca, Gastropoda, Patellidae. The transcript is spliced from 5 exons.